This is a messenger RNA of Laccaria bicolor S238N-H82, 699 nucleotides long. RefSeq lists its product as uncharacterized. Bases 48 to 623 code for a protein of 191 amino acids. Gene Ontology annotation, biological process: protein targeting to membrane; protein targeting to vacuole; ubiquitin-dependent protein catabolic process via the multivesicular body sorting pathway. Gene Ontology annotation, cellular component: ESCRT I complex. NCBI's taxonomy places the organism in Eukaryota, Fungi, Basidiomycota, Agaricomycetes, Agaricales, Hydnangiaceae. The transcript has 4 exons. The record is from RefSeq and is a predicted model, not a curated record.
CUCCGAACAACGAACUCGAACAGGACCGGGUUUCUUAUUGAACGGCUAUGGCGACUCCUCUGCAAAGAGACUUCCCCGAACUCUCUCAUUUAUCUCGUGAAGACCUUGAAGAUCUGCUUGCGGAUCCCAUCUACUUUCAGGCGAUCUUUCACUCCUUACAUCGAGUAAAGAAUCUAUACAGAGCCCAGGCGGAGCUGGGAAUGGCAAACGAAUCUAUUGCGAAGAACAAUUUAGGUCUACAACAAUCUUUGUACCACCUACGUGCAGAGACACAGGAGGCAUUCGAUGAAGCAAAGAGGUUAGAAACGAGGUGGCAGGAGUUAGAGAAGGAGCAGAAGGAGGUUUACCAGCGUUUCACGCCUCAAUUUCUUCUUAUGCGCUUGCGGCACAGCAUGACAGCUCAAGACGAGGCCUCUGAAGCGCUUGCAUCAUCUUUUGUCCAACAGCAACCCAGCCUCCCCUCCCUCCCAAGAGGAAACACUUCAGGGACUGGCACGCCAAGGGGUGGUUUAGAGGUCGAGGAGUUUAUCAAAGAGUUCAAGGAAAUGAGAAAACAGUAUCACAAGAGGGCAAUGUGGGGCGAGAAGUGGGCCAACGGUCAAGUUGCGUGGAGAGAAGAUUGAGGGCAAGAUCGCAUACCCUUCCAAUAACUUUGUGCACAUCCAUUUCCUCUUUAUAUAUUUCAAGGUCAUUGACGAA